Teleopsis dalmanni is the source of this 7416-nucleotide messenger RNA. RefSeq names its product myosin-2 heavy chain. Gene Ontology annotation, biological process: regulation of autophagy. Lineage: Eukaryota; Metazoa; Arthropoda; Insecta; Diptera; Diopsidae. The coding region runs from base 1270 to 7194 and encodes 1974 amino acids. The transcript is spliced from 15 exons. The record is from RefSeq and is a predicted model, not a curated record.
CAAUGCUGAAAACGUUCACACGAAAAAGUAGUUGUCACUCUGAAAGAACGCGUUCGUCCUACAAUUAAAAGACAUAAAUGUGUGUGUUUACUGAAAUGAAAAUGAGUUAUUCAAAUAAUUAUGUGUUUUGCAUAACUUUUAACUUUUAAUUUGAUUUGUUGAAUGGAAAUUCUGGUUGAUUGUUUAUAAAAAAAAAAAAAAAAUCCGAAAAGAAACUGCAUUAUUUAUAUGACUCUCCCUAAUUUAUAGAAAAUCGACAACUCGAGUAGAAAAUAUUACGAAAAUUAGAAAUAACUUAAACCGAUAAACACCGAUCCGAUCCGUUCAUAGGAGGGAUAAGAGCGCCCCCAAAAAGAGAGCAAAAUCUUCUGCUAUUUACUAAAAUCUGUGCUAUUUUUAAAACGCAGCUAAUUUUUUUGUAAUAAAAAUAUUUUUAAGUAAAAUUUCAAUUUAUUUUCGUGUUUCUGUUUGAUUGAACUUUUAUUACUGAACACUGAACACUGAAUACUGAACACUGAAAAAAAAAAACAGAAAACAUGCGCUGGUUUAAUUCUUAAUAAACUUCACAUUAGACAUAAAUGUCGACAUAAAGGUUCUGCAAUUCACUAAUUUUAUGUGUUCAAAAACCGUUUUUAAAACCGUUUUUCUUUUUAAAAAAACGCAUUUUUCUCAAUACGCAAAGACAUCUCUUCAGAAUGUAAACGUUCCUGUUUGUUUGAAAUCUAUUUCCAAAAAAAUUUUGCAUACGAAAAUAAGUUUUCGAAAUUUCCUUUUCUGAUAUAUAUUGUAAGAAAGUGUUACGCAACUCAUCAUUUUGUGAAUUUAAUGGAAGAAAGCAAGAAAAAAGAAUUUACUUUCUCUAAUGCUAAUGCAACUCAGUUUAUCGAAUAAGCAAAUGAGUUGACGCAACAAUAUUGAAGCGGCGAAAGAAACAGUGGACCAAUAUACCCAGCGAUAAGAAAGUGCUCUCCUAGUAAUUACAACACAACAUUAUUCGGCGAAAUAAACAGUGGACCAAUAUAUCCAACGAUAAGGAAGUGCUUCUAGUAAUUACAACACAUCAUAAUUACAUGCAAGUGAUAUCAAAUAGCAACAUUAUUAGCAUAUUAAUGCAUCAUCAUCUGCUUAGGCAGUAAGCAUCAGGAGAGAGAGGUAGUAUUAGAAGCCUAGAACUCUACCAAAAAUAUCUCCAACGAUUGCAACAAUUGUUUUGUUAGCUACAUAUAUUUAUUUCCUAACAUCAUAACUAAAUAAUUCCAAUUAUCAAUCAUGCAUCAUUUGUACCCAUCAUUAAAAGGCGACCAACUAUGCCCACUAGGGUUUCAUCCACAAACUCGUUAUCCAACACGAUGUAAGCGCUGCUUUCGUGACUACAAAGAGCAUGGCGGACGACGUGGUAUGGAAGAUGUAGCAGCAUCUUCUCCAAACCUCUCAGAUGGCCAGAAUUCCAGACCAUCAUCACGAUCAUGGACAUCAACACAAAAUCUUUCAUCAACAAAUGGAGCUAGUUUUAACAAAGAUAUCGUUGUAAACUUCAAUAUAGAACUUAAGAAAAGGCCCCAGUCAUGGGCUUCAACGCCAGAUAUUGACGAUGAAGACAAUGAGGCAACUGGAGUACCUCGCUCUGGUGGUCUCUCAGCACCAAGUCGACCUGAAAUGAAUAGUGUGGACGUUACAGUCAAACUGCCUCCGCGGCGACACACUACAACUUUAGACCUUAAAGAGGUUGAAGACUCAUUACUACAGAAUAGUAAAUUAUCAUCACCAUCACCACAACCAUCAUCCUCACCAUCAAGAAGUAUUCCAGAUGAUUUAGUCAUCCUAUCUACAGAUAGUCUCGCAGAGCGUGUACGUAAAAUGAAUUUACUGAAAAAGCAGCGAAGUCUUAACUCAAGAGAAUCCAGCCGUGAACGUUCAGUACCAAGAAAAACAGAAGAUAAAACUGAACCAGAGAGUAAACCUCCUCCUGAUAGACCAGAGCGAAGUAAAUCGAGUACUUUAGUGAAUGCCGAUACAAAGCGUAGUUCACUACCGCCAAAGAAAACUUCAGCAUCUUCCACCACAACAAAUGCCACUAACACUUCACAACGUCCAAUGUCAUUACCUACAACAACCUCAAAAGUUUCCAGAGACUCAAUCAGUUCAAGUACUUCAAGUACGAGUAGCACUAAAAAUGCGACAAAUUUGACCACAUCGAUUGCAAAUGCAACAGCAACGAACUCAACAUAUACUAACUCUUAUAAUACAAACUCUUCAGCAUCUUCAGUUCCAUCUGGCAAAAAUCGCAAAGAAACAGAUCGGCAAAAAGCCACGCAAGAUGUAGAAUUCUUACUGAAAAUCAAAGACACUAAAUAUGCUGAGCGCAGAUCAGCGCAUGAUAACAUGUCACUUACAACCGAAACAACUGACACGACACUAGUAGGGUCAAAUGAACGCGAAUUACAUGAUGAAAUAAAAACCUUACGCAGUGAUUUAGAAUCCAUGAAAGUACGUGCCGAACGUGCAGAGCGGGAUAAAAGCGAUAUAUUACUUCGACGGUUGGCGUCAAUGGAGACCGCACCGAAUCGUACGGCGGCCUCAGAGGCUUUAAUGCUACAACAGAAAGUUAACGAUCUGAAAGAGCAGCUCGAGAAAGCAAGUGAUGAGAAACGACGGCUUAAUAUGCGUAUGAAGGAUAUCGAAAAUAAUCCAAAGAGCUCUGAAUAUGAAUUAAAAAGGAAAUUAAAUGCUGCCGAACAACUUUGUGAGGAGUUGAUGGAAGCAAAUCAGGUAGCUAAAAAAGAAAUUAUUAAUUUACAGGCCGAAAUGGAUGAGUUGCAAGAUACAUAUCGUGAAGACGACAUCAAAGCGAAAACAAGUCUACAAAAAGAUCUGGAAAAAACAACUAAGAACUGUAGAAUCCUUUCUUUCAAGUUGAAAAAAUCUGAAAGAAAAAUUGAAGUACUUGAGCAGGAGAAGGAAAACAAUUGCAAUACCGAUUUGGCACUAAAAGUUAAAAAAUUGGAAGAAGAGUUGCGAUUUUCCAGUGAACUAACCAGAAGACUACAGGCCGAAGCGGAAGAACUUCGAAGUCCUGGUAAAAAGAAACCGCCACUUCUUGGAGCUAUCGGAAAAUCAACCUCAGCAGAAGCAAAAUUCACGAGAGAAUCAUUAACACGUGGUGGGUCCCAAGAGGAUCCUCAACAGCUGCUACGCGACCUUCAAGAUUCCGUUGAGAGAGAAUCUGAUCUUAAAGAUCAAUUAAAGUUUGCAGAAGAAGAGAAUAAUAAAAUGAAACGGUUAUUAAAUGUGAAAUAUGGCAUUAAUCAGGGUACGCAAACAUUUGAUUUAGAAUUUCAAAAACUUACAGUAUCGAAAGAUACUCAAACUACUUCGGUAAUAACAGAAAACUGUGCUACAGAUACCGAUUUCAUAAAGUGUAAUGAUAGAAAAACACAAUACACUCUAACUGACACUAUAAAUACUGAACGAUCUGCUGAGAAUGAACAAUUCACUGACAAUGCUAUCAUGAAAACUGUGAACUUCGAACAUAUUUCCUCAGUAUCAAAUUCUGAUGUAACUCCAAGUUACAGCUUUCCGAAGUUAAGUCAUGAAAGAGAAUUGACACCAUUUGCAUACUCAGUAUUUUCUGGAGUUGCAUAUAAAAAAAACACAAGAUCAGGAGGUUUACUCUUUCCAGCAACUAUAUCACGUGUUUUACUAAGUAAUGCGUUAGCUGGAACUGAAAGUGAUAAAGCACGAAAACUAAGCCCAACUCCACGUCGUUUAGUGCCCGAAGCUCAUGUUGAUCGUGAUGAAGGUAUAUCGGAUGAAGAUGAUCCAGCUGAAUUACGUAUACUUCUUGAGCUUAAUGAACAAGAAGCCUCUAAUUUGCAUAAAAAGGUUGAUGAACUAGAAAGAGAAAAUGCAGAAGUUAGACGACAAAUUAAAGAUUUACAAGACCAUCGUUCGGAGUCAUCUGUUCUUAAAAACGGUAAACCUAUAAAUAUUGACACCAAGCGGCAGCUGGAUUUACUUGAGCAGGAAUUAUUGACUAUGCGCUCGAAGAUCACAACAAAAGACAGUGAAAAUGAAAAGUUACUUAAAGAAAACAAACGUUUGCAGUUACAAGCUUUGCGCAAGAAUAAUUCAACUGAGAAGAAUGGCACGAUCGGAACUAAUACCGAAAUUAACAAAAUGAAAGAGACGCUCUCAUUAAUUGAGCGUGAACGGGAUGAGUUAAAUAUAAAACUUAAACGUAUUAUGAAUGAGGCAGAAGAUAAGUUGCCACCCAGAACUCCGAAACGUAUAACUGAUCUUACUCCCAAAAAUCAUUUGAAAAAAUGGGUUGAGGAGCUUGAAGAUGAAAUAACAGAAAUGCGAACUAUGAUGUUAAGAAGUGGGGCCAAUAAAUUAAGAGAACUUGAAAAUGAAAAUCACACAUUAGAAUCUGAACUACAGAAAUCAAAACAAAAACUGGUAAUAGCGGAAGGUGAUAUAGAUCGUUUGAAAUCUCUUACAACAACUAUGCCAAAAACAACAGAAUUGGAGAAAAAUUUGAAAAAAUCAGAAGAAGAAUCUAAAAAAUUAAACUCAAAAUUAAAAGAUUUGGAAGACAAAAUUAAAAAACAGGAUUCUCAGAUCAAACAAACUGAGAUUGCAAAGACUGCGGCUGAUAGUCAGUAUAAACGUGAAAAAGAGAAAUUUGCUGCAUUGGAAAAAACGUACGAAAAAGAACGUAAGGAGCGCGACAUGUUCGAAUCAAAAAUAAAACAGAUAGAAAACGAAUUAUCUAAUGCCCAUAAAACAAAUGAGAAAACAAAGACAAACUUAGAAAAGGAAAUUAAAGAGCUGAAAUCUAAAUCGAAUAGUCAAAAAUCGGAUUCAAAAUUGGUGCAGGAGUUAAGAAAACAAAUUGAUGAUCUACAAACCUCUUUGGAUACAGAAACAAAACAUAGCAGGGAAUUAAAUGGUCACUGGGAAAAGCUUUCUGAGGAAACCAUUCUAAUGAGAGCACAGCUUACAACUGAGAAACGAAAUCUUGAAUCCGAACUAAAUUCGCUUAAACUAAAGUUGGGUGAAUUAGACACGCUACGUUCCGAACGAUCGGAUUUAACAAAACGUUUGAGUGAUACCCAAAACAAAAUCCAUGAUCUAGAAGCGAAAAAUUUAAAAAGCGGCGCUUCAGAAUAUGAAAAAACUAUGCUUAAAAACAAGCUAGCAGAAAAGGAUCACGAAUAUGAUCGUUUACGACGCGAAAACGAAAUGAAUAUCGAUUUAGUAUUUCAAUUGCGUAAGGAUAACGAUGAUCUUAAUUGUAAACUUAGUGAUUUUCAACGGAUUGAACAAGCUAAAUCUUCCAUUAAUGGUCACAGUGCAAGUCUCGAAGCUGAAAUUAAGUCUCUAAAACUAAAGUUAGAAAAUUCAGAACUUCAGCUCAAGUCUGAGGUUGCAUCAACGCGUUUACGAUAUGAGCAGCAAGUGAAAACAUUGAAUGGAGAACUAACUUCAAUGCAGCGUUCAUGUGAGAAAUUCAAGAAAGAUCGCGAUACUUUUAAACAAAUGUUGGAAUCAGCACAGAAAAAAAUUGGCGAACUAAAAGCUAAUACUACUGGACGGCAUAGUCGUAGUUCCAUGCAUAGCAGUGAUGAUGACGAUAAAAGUAAAAUUGCGUAUUUGGACCAGCAGAUUGGGUGUCUGGAAGAUCAACUGGUAGAAGCACGACUAGAAGUUAGUAAAGUUAAAACAGAAUUGGUUUCUGAGCGCAGUGCGAAUGAAAUAAAAAUUUCUGAAAUGCAAUCAAAAUUAAAUGAAUUUGAAGAAGAGCGAGUAAUUGGUUCAGGUCGUACUAAGAUUCCUGGCAUGAAAACAAAAUUGGAAUUAUCCUGGCAAAAAGAGCGCGAAGAUCAACAAAGGCUAUUGCAGGAGACUUCGACAUUGGCACGUGACCUUCGUCAAACUCUGUUCGAAGUUGAACGAGAACGUGAUAAAGAACGCUUAGAAUCAAAACGCCGAUUAGACCAACUUAAACGAUCAACUGAAGAAGAAAUGGAAGAGGGACGCAAAAAAAUAGCGGAAUUGCAAUGCGAUUUAUUAGAGCUACGAGAUGUACACGCAAAAUUACGUACCUCAAAUGAAAAACUUCGCCGUGAAAGAGAACGAUACGAAAAAGAAUUAGUAAAACGACGCAUGGAGCAAGAUGGCGGCGAACGAAAAGUAGGUGCUUUAUUACAAACUGUAGAUGAGUUAGUCAAAAUAGCACCUGACCUUAAAAUGGCAACAACUAGAAAUGCAAAUAAUAGUAAUCAAACAAGCACCAAUACUAGUCACACACUUACGGUACGUAAUGAUCAAGGGGCUGUUCGGCGAAGUCGUAGUCCAUCUCCCACUACGUUAAGUAGUACGCAAAUUUCCAGUAUACUUGCACGUUUAGCCGAAGCAUCAGAAGAAUUGAGAAAAUUCCAACAUUUAAAUGAGGAUGAAAACGAACGACAAAGAAUGCGUCGCAGUAAUCUUCGACGAGCUGCUUCUCAAGAAAAUGAUCCCCACGGCAGCACUGGAUCCGUAGCCAGUGCUGGAGGAUACCAUCGUAAUAGCUCUAAACUAUCACGUUCUUCACCACAUAAUGGUAGUUUGAUCAGAAAAAGUUUAUCCCUAGAUCAAUCGAUGCAGCAAGAUCAAAAUAUAUGGCGUCAAGAUGAUGGCAGUGUAUCAUCAAUACAGUCAAUUGAUUCCGAGUUAGGUGGUCUUGUAAGGGACUCUAGCUUUGACUCAAGAUUAGAUUCUCGUUUAUCUGGUGGUUCAACACAAAGCGAUAUACCACGAGGACCGCGUAAGAAAAAAAAAGGUUUAAUGGGUAAACUGCGCAGUCUAACCAAGAGUGGUCGCAAUUCCGAAAGCGAAAUAUCGAUUCAAGGAUCUGACUCUGAUAUAAGCGUUGCGAGUGAUAUGAGGUCGAGUAAAAAAGAUUUACGGGGUCGUUUAUCAGGCAUGUUUAAGCGGUCUGGUUCGACAUCACGUAGUGGUAGUACAGAACGUGGCAUUGCUUUAGAGCAAAGACCUGUUGCAGUACAAGUUGUGGGAGAUAUUGAUGGGCCAGAACCCAGAAAACCACCGCCUGCGAAUGCCAUCUCACCAAAACCAAUACGAUCGAUAACAAAACCACCAACGCCAACACCCACAACACCGAAAACAAAACGUCGGCUGCAGAAAUAAUACAUUAGACCUUUGAGUCUUCAAUACUUAUAAGUUCUUAUUUAAUAUUUAAAUUUUAUUAUUUUAUAUUUAUUAAACUCCGUAUUUUUAUCUCUCCUCUACAAUACAAAUUAGAAGUCAUAUUUUUUUUAUAUUAUAGAAUCUUAACGGUAUUAUUAUCAUCAAUUCAACAUUAGGAAGAAAACGAAAUAUGCUUUUAUGAUCACUCUAUUGAUACUAAAA